CAGUUUCAGAACUACUUUCGCCUCCUUUCCUUUCACUACAGCGCACUAUGGCCGAGCGUAAGCAGAAUUGGAACAAGGAGGAGAAUGAUGACUUACCGGUGUAUCUCGCCCGUCCCGGAACGGCCGACCAGGUACCCCGGCAAAAAUACGGAGGUAUGUUUUGCAACGUUGAGGGAGCAUACGAGAGCAAAACCAUUGAUUUUGAUGCGCUGAGCGUCGGUCAGCGUGGGAACAGAACCCCUAGGACUGCUAAACCGGAGACCGCGCAGGAGGCGAGGAGCCCUACAAGUGAGAGGUCUCCAUGUAAAGAAAGUGUAAUUUGGCACGAUAUGAGAGACUCUGGCACAGAGAGAAAAUGUACCAGAGGCAAGGAAGUCCUACAGAACCUGGGUGAUGAAAAGAGCGACAGGCUUCUGGUCAAAGGCGGGAGGAUUGUCAAUGAUGACCAGUCCUUUUAUGCUGACAUCUACAUGGAGGAUGGCGUCAUUAAGCAGAUUGGAGACAACCUGAUCGUCCCAGGAGGGAUCAAGACCGUCGAGGCCAACGGCAAGAUGGUGAUCCCCGGUGGCAUUGACAUCCACACACACUUCCAGAUGCCCUACCGGGGCACCACCACCGUAGAUGACUUCUCCCAGGGAUCCAAGGCGGCCCUGGCGGGGGGAACCACCAUGAUCGUGGACCAUGUGAUCCCAGAGCCGGGCAACAGUCUGAUUGAGGCCUUUGAGCAGUGGAGAAGCUGGGCCGAUGAAAAGACCUGCUGUGACUACUCCCUCCAUGUGGACAUCACCCAUUGGAAUGACAGCGUCAAGCAGGAAGUAGACACACUGCUCAAGGAGAAAGGUGUGAACUCUUUCCAGGUCUACAUGGCCUAUAAGGACUUCUACCAGAUGAGCAACAGUGAGCUGUAUGAGAUCUUUACCUUCCUGGGAGAGAUGGGUGGCAUUGUGCAGGUCCAUGCUGAGAAUGGAGAGAUCAUCGCCGAGGAGCAGGCACGCAUGCUGGAGAUGGGAAUCACUGGACCAGAGGGACACGUGCUGAGCAGGCCAGAGGAGCUGGAGGCGGAGGCUGUGUUCCGUGCCAUCACCAUUGCCAGCCAGACCAACUGCCCUCUGUACGUGACCAGGGUCAUGAGCAAGAGUGCUGCCGACAUCAUCUCACAGGCCAGGAAAAAAGGUAACGUUGUGUUCGGCGAGCCAAUCACGGCCAGCCUCGGGACUGACGGGACACACUAUUGGAGCAAGAACUGGGCCAAGGCCGCCUCCUUUGUGACAUCACCCCCCCUCAGCCCGGACCCCACCACCCCGGACUACCUGAACACGUUACUGGCCAGUGGUGACCUGAACGUGACUGGCAGUGCCCACUGCACCUUCAGCGUGGCCCAGAAGGCCAUAGGGAAGGAUGACUUCACUCAGAUCCCUGAGGGCGUGAACGGAGUGGAGGAGAGGAUGUCCCUCAUCUGGGACAAGGCUGUGACCACCGGCAAGAUGGACGAGAACAUGUUUGUUGCCGUGACGAGCACCAACGCAGCCAAGAUCCUGAACCUGUACCCCCGUAAAGGCCGGGUUUCCGUGGGCUCCGACGCCGACCUGGUCAUCUGGGACUCGGACGCUGUCCGCACCAUCACCGCCAAGACGCACAACUCGGCUGCUGAGUUCAACGUGUUUGAGGGCAUGGAGCUGCGUGGUGCCCCCUCGGUGGUGAUUUGCCAGGGGAAGCUGGUGCUGGAGGAUGGGAACCUGCACGCCAUCCCCGGGGUCGGUCGCUUCAUCCCAUGCACCCCCUUCCCAGACUUUGCCUACAAGCGCAUCAAGGCCAGGAAGCAGCUGGCAGUCCUGCGGGCAGUGCCCAGGGGCAUGUAUGAUGGCCCCGUGUCUGACUUCUCGCCCAUGUCCCGUGGCGGUACCCCCUCAGCGUCUGCCCGCACCUCCCCAACCAAGCAGCCCGUGAGGAACCUCCACCACUCGGCCUUUAGCUUAGCAGGUAACCCUGCACAACGCGGUCCCCCCACCACAGAGGAUCUCCCCAUCCGGCCAGCGGGACGCCGCAUCGUAGUUCCCCCCGGUGGUCGCUCCAACAUCACAUCCCUUAGCUAAGAGGUUGAACCAGGAUAGAGACCAGUCAGAAGAUGACAACAUCCACUGGGAGAAGACGGAGACAUGAUUAGUUACAAGUUAAGAGUUGAGCAAAACACUGAAUCCUCAUGCCUUACCAGCCACAAUGCUACCUGCUUAAGCUUCUAAAGCACAGUUUUCCUCCUCCUAGGGAAUUGCAGGUCAGUCGCUAGAACAACGGGUUAAUUUGAAGGAUAUUUGGCAAAACCUUUACACAAAGAUUGAAUUUGUAUGCCGUGGAAUUACAUGAGCAUGGUCAUAACCAGAAUAUAGGUAAUCAAUGUGUAUUACUGUCCCUCACUGUCAACAUUAGUCAUUGUUUUAACUGUGCAUUGACAGUUUAGGUUCUACUCUGAGUCCAUAAAAUAGUUCAAUGAACCUCAUGAUAACUGUCCAUGACCAAUGACCCACAGUGUUCCGAUGCCUGUUCCCCUAGGAAAAGUAACACUGCUUUUCUCAAAGCAAUUCUUAGUUUUUUUUCCCCCUUCCGUCACGUUCGGCUUUCAAUGUCACCCUUUUUUUGAGUACUAGUCUGCAGAUAUACGGUAGUUCGCUAUAGCGAUGUAAUAAUAACAUGCAGUGACGUCCAUUACUGAUAGGUGGCAUUGUGAGUAUGUAUGGUAGAUGUAACGUAGCUUUGUGAAAGAUGUUGUCGCUGGCUCCCUGGGUUGUUGAACCAGAAGUGAUAGUCAUUAACGAUAAAAAAAUAAAAAAUAAAUAAAAAAACAGGAAACAAGAUUUAAAUAAAAAAACACAUCUGGUAAUACAGAUAUUUUGUAAACAUGUAAUAGCAUGUUGGUAGAAAUGGUUGUCAUGUUUAUUUUCCCUUGCGCUCUGCUCCAUCCUGGCUGUAGAUUCCAUUGAGAAACUGUCCUUUGCAAUCGCUUCAAGCUUAAUGCCUGUUCCUAUACAUACCGUUUAGCAAGUCAUCUGGGGGGGUGGGGGGGGUAGUAAAAGGUAAAUGGAAACCCUUGCGCAAGAAAUACCAAGCUCAACUUCCAUGGCCUGGGUCGUGAAAUUGUAAUUCUGAGCUUUGUGAACAUUAAUGGAUAAAGAAAAUGAAAUGAUAAAGGUAACAAACCUGAUUUGAAAUAACAGUUAUUCACCUCUGUCUUUAUUUGUUAUUUUCAUGGCAAUGUGGGAUCUCGUUUUGAAGCAGCAGACCAUCAUAACCUGCAUUCAAGAACAUAACAUUGAAACAUAAUGUUGUGCUGUUUUAAAUCUCAACACUCUGAGAGUCUUCACAUUUCUGUACACUAUACCUGACCGACAGCCCUUAGCUUGGUGACUAACACCAAGGGGAAGACAGACAGGCUUAACCCUGGGUCACUCUCUUUCACAAUUAUUUUCUAUGCGUCUGUUUGGUCUACCUGUCCUAGACAAGGCAGUUGAUUGUAAUAUGUUUUCAGAAAGAGGCGAGGAGGAUGAGGAGAGCUUUAUUUUUGCUAUCCCAAUUAGCGGAGGAAGAGGUUGUGAGGAAGUCGUUGUGUUUUAACUUCAAGCAAUCCAAGUGGUGAUUAUAUUUAUGUUAGUUUGACUUGAUCUUUGUUAUUGUUUUUUUAUGUUCUUUUUUUUUUACUGUUGUAUCAAAACCCAGAGAAGGCAGGUAAAAAAAAACAUUGAGGUGUGAUGUGGUGUUAUGAACUGUUCCUGAAUAAACAUGAGUUGCAACUGA
Molecule: messenger RNA, 3786 nt
Organism: Oncorhynchus mykiss (rainbow trout)
Lineage: Eukaryota; Metazoa; Chordata; Actinopteri; Salmoniformes; Salmonidae
Product: dihydropyrimidinase-related protein 3
Biological process (GO): actin crosslink formation
Cellular component (GO): cytosol; cytoplasm
Molecular function (GO): hydrolase activity, acting on carbon-nitrogen (but not peptide) bonds, in cyclic amides
Source: RefSeq, a predicted model, not a curated record